CGAGACUAUGGGUUCAUCGUAGGGGAGUCUUUUCUAAUAGUCUUGUUUUGUUUUUAUUUUGUUCACCAAUUUUACAAAAUUUACUUGACGUCUACUUUGAGUUAAGUGGUUUUACAUGAAUCAGUCUUUUUUAUAUAUAUAUAUAUUUUUCAUAAAAGCUAAAACGUCGAUCCAGAAGUUGGUUUAGUUUUAUCGUCAGAAAUGGGAAUGUAUCCAUAGCGGAGGACGCAAACGAUGUCCAGCUCACUGUCCAAAGAAACCUUCUGUUAUCUACAUAUUCAGUCUUCAACGCCCAUUCACAUCUAAAAAUGGGUUCAAUACUUAGCCGGAGAAUUGCUGGCGUUGAAGACAUCGACAUUCAAGCCAAUUCUGCGUACAGAUAUCCCCCCAAAUCAGGAAAUUAUUUCACCAGUCAUUUUUUCAUGGGAGGAGAAAAGUUUGAUACGCCCCAUCCUGAGGGAUACCUUUUUGGAGAAAAUAUGGAUUUGAAUUUCCUAGGCAACAGACCUGUGCAGUUUCCCUAUGUCACCCCUGCACCGCAUGAACCUGUGAAGACGUUAAGGAGUUUGGUGAACAUCAGGAAGGAUUCUUUACGUCUUGUCAGGUAUAAGGAUGAUUCUGACAGCACACCAGAGGACACAGGAGAUCCAAGAGUCCUUUACAGUGUUGAAUUUUGCUUUGAUACUGAUGCCAGAGUGGCUAUUACACUAUACUGCCAGGCCUUUGAGGAGUUUGCCAAUGGGAUGGCAAUAUACACCUCCAAGAGCCCUUCAAUGGUUUCUGAGAUGGUCCAUUAUAAGAGAGGGAUAAAUCAACAAUUUUCUCUGCCAUCUUUCAAGAUUGAUUUCAACAAAUGGAAGCCUGAAGAGUUGAAUUGUGAUCUGGACAGAGGCGUUUUCCCUUUGGUGGUCCAGGCAAUAGUGGAUGAUGGAGAUGAUGUCAGAGGGCAUGCACAUGUUCUAUUGGCAGCCUUUGAAAGGCAUGUUGAUGGCAGUUUCUCAGUGAAGCCUUUGAAACAGAAGCAAAUAGUGGACCGUGUCAGCUAUCUGCUGCAGGAAAUUUAUGGUAUUGAAAACAGAAACAAUCAGGAGACAAAGUCAGCAGAGGAUGAGAACAGUGACAACAGCAGCGAGUGUGUGGUCUGUUUAUCAGACCUGCGUGACACACUCAUUCUCCCUUGCAGGCACCUGUGUCUGUGCAAUGCCUGUGCUGACACUCUGCGUUACCAGGCCAACAACUGCCCUAUCUGCAGACUGCCAUUCAGAGCCCUGCUUCAGAUCCGAGCUGUUAGAAAGAAAACGGCUGCCACACUCUCCCCUGUUUCCUGUAGCCCAGUUUUGUCCCAGAGCUCUGACCAUACUGAGCAUUCGAAUGCUGAUAACAUCCCUCCAGGCUAUGAGCCCAUUUCCCUUCUGGAGGCUCUUAACGGAGUGCAACCUAUGUCCCCUUCAAUCCCAUCAGCGCCUCUUUAUGAAGCGAUUCAGUUUUCUGGAGAGAUAGGAGACCCCCUCAACUUGACAGGGCAUCAGCAGAGCAUAGACACUGCGUCACUGAAGGGCAAAGGCAGCAAGUCACCAGAUGGGUUUGCACAUUCUCCCUCCUCCCCCAUACAGGAGGAGGAAGAUGAGGAGAGGCUGUCUGAGCUAUCUGAUGCCCAUCCUCGUUCUGUUCUACCCUGCAGCCUCACUCCUACUGAGGCAACAAUAGAGAGCCUGUCUGCCAAACCUGGCUUCCCAAAUUCAGGUUCAGAGAGCAGAUCGUUGGGUGUGUCAGUGAGUGAAAUCCUGCAGGACUGCCAGAGUGAUCGCAGUAGCCUGAGCCAGACAGAAAGCCACCGCUCAGCAGAUCUGGCUCUGCCUGGUGAGCUGCUAACACACACUCAGUACCCCACCACCCUAACAGCCCCACAUCUGAGUCAUGGUCCACCGCUGUAGAGGAAUGUUGAUUCUGGGUGAAACUGGGAUCUCUGAUGUCUGCAGGUGUUUAUUUCUCACACCACCUGUCCUUACCCUUCCUCAGGGUCAUCAGAGUCCAUUGAAAGCCUGAAGAGUCAGAGCACCAGCAGCUCCAGUCAACCCCUGCUCUGCCUCCCCAGCACCUUGCACAUGGAAGAUGAGCAUCUCACUCCAUAAUAGCCCCUCUGCUGUGCUCUCAUCAGCCCAAGAUGCUCUUUCACUAUCCCAUACAAAUCAAACUAUUCCAAUCCCAUCACAUGUUGUUCCAUGAAUGCUAUCUUGUCUCAAUCAAGAUUAUAAGCAUCAUAAUAAAAGUAUAAUGUUGAAGCAUCCAAAACAUCUCUCUUCAAGUAGAUAUUUGUAAACGAAACACUACACAGAAGUUUAACUUACUAGCUUUAAAAAUAAAUUAAUAAAAACAAGAUGUUUAUAAGAUUUAAUGACUUCUACCACAGCUCAAGUGAUUUCUUGGAUGCCCUGGCUUCAUCUUUUAGAAGUAUGCAGCUUCAUGGUGGUUUAAGACUAUGUACCUAAUGCAUUUUUGUUUUGUAUAAUCAGCAAAUGAACACUUAAGUGCAUCAGAUAAUAAGAUUGCUAUUCGAUAUGGACACAUAAUCAUACUAAUCCAGCUGAAGUAAUCAUAUAUGUCUGUAUCUUACAUAUUUGUUUUGUUUCUUACAGUAGUGUGUGGCUGUCCCUUCCUCCUCACUUUGAAACAUACAAAAUGGGAAGUAGCACUUCUGAAAGCUUUAAAAAGUAGUUCAGAUGGGGAUUUGCCAUCAUUUAAAGUGACAUUCAGUUUAAGUCAGAAGUUUACAUACACCUUAGCCAAAUACAUUCAAACUCAGUUUUUCACAAGUCCUGACAUUUAAUCGAAGAAUAAAAAUUGCCUGUCUUAGGUCAGUUAGGAUCACUACAUUAUUUUGAAUGUGAAAUGUCAGGAUAGUAUUUGAGAGAAUUACUUAUUUCAGAUUUGAUUUCUUUCAUCAUAUUGCCAGUGGGUCAGAAGUUUACAUAUACUUUGUUAGCAUUUGGUAGCAUGGCCUUUAAUUUGUUUAAAUUUGAUCAAAUGUUUUUGGGUAGCCUUCCACAAGCUUCUCACAAUAAGUUGCUGGAAUUUUGGCUCAUUCCUCCAGACAGAACUGGUGUAACCGAGUCAGGUUUCCAGGCUCGCACACGCUUUUUCUGUUCUGCCCACACAUUUUCUAUUGGAAUGAGGUCAGGGUUUUGUGAUGGCCACUCCAAUACCUUGACUUUGUUGUCAUGAAGCCAUUUUGCUACAACUUUGGAGGUAUGUUUGGGGUCAUUGUCCAUUUGGAAGACCCAUUUUUGACCGAGCUUUAACUUCAUGGCUGAUGUCUUGAGAUGUUGCUUCAGUAUGUGCACAUAAUUUUCCUUCCUCAUGAUGCCAUUAUUUUGUGAAGGGCACCAGUCCCUCCAGCAGCAAAGCACCCCCACAACAUGAUGCUGCCACCCCCAUGCUUCACGGUUGGGAUUGUGUUCUUCAGCUUGCAAUCCUCACCCUUUUUCCUCCAAAUAUAACAAUGGUCAUUAUGGCCAAACAGUUCAGUUUUUGUUUCAUUAGACCAGAGGAAAUUUCUUUAGAUCUUUGUCCCCAUGUGCACCUGCAAACUGUAGUCUAGCUUUUUUAUGGCGGUUUUGGAACAGUGAUUUCUUCCUUGUUGAGCAGCCUUUCAGGUUAUGUCAUUAUAGGACUUGUUUUACUGUGGAUAUAGAUACUUGUCUACCUGUUUCCUCCAGCAUCUUCACAAGGUCCUUUGCUGUUGUUCUGGGAUUGAUUUGCACUUUUUGCACCAAACUACGUUCAUCUCUAGGAGACAGAAUGCGUUUCCUUCCUGAGUGAUAUGGCUGCGUGGUCUCAUGGUGUUUAUACUUGCGUACUGUUUUUUGUACAGAUGAACGUAGUACCCUCAUGUGUUUGGAAAUUGCUCCCAAGGAUGAACCAGACUUGUGGAGGUCCACAAUUUCUUUUCUGUUGUCUUGGCUGAUUUCUUUUGACUUUCCCAUGAUGUCAAACAAAGAGGCACUGUGUUUGAAGGUAGGCCUUAAAAUACAUCCACAGGUACACCUCCAAUUGACGCCAAUUAGCCUAUCAGAAGCUAAUUGUCUAAUUGCCUAAAGACUCAACAUAAUUUUCAAUAAUUUUCCAAGCUGCUUAAAGACACAGUUAACUUAGUGAAUGUAAACCAACUGGAAUUGUGAUAUAGUCAAUUAAAAGUGAAACAAUCUGUCUGUAAACAAUUGUUGGAAAAAUUACUCAUGUCAUGCACAAAGUAAAUGUACUAAAAGACUUGUCAAAACUAUAGUUUGCUAAUAUGAAAUCUGUGGAGUGGUUAAAAAAUGAGUUUUAAUGACUUCAACCUAAGUCUAUGUAAACUUCUGACUUCAACUGUAUCUGAUGCUUUUUAGUGAAUUCACUGCUGCUUAUCUAUGUCAAGCACCUUUAAAAGUAAUGUAUAUUUGUAUGUAGUUACAUGGUUUUAUCAUAAAGUGUUGUGCACAAAAA
This is a messenger RNA of Myxocyprinus asiaticus (Chinese sucker), 4482 nucleotides long. Its product is annotated as probable E3 ubiquitin-protein ligase MGRN1. Gene Ontology annotation, molecular function: ubiquitin protein ligase activity. Gene Ontology annotation, biological process: endosome to lysosome transport; protein ubiquitination; negative regulation of G protein-coupled receptor signaling pathway. The record is from RefSeq and is a predicted model, not a curated record. Gene Ontology annotation, cellular component: plasma membrane; early endosome; nucleus. The transcript has 17 exons. The coding region runs from base 309 to 1934 and encodes 541 amino acids. Lineage: Eukaryota; Metazoa; Chordata; Actinopteri; Cypriniformes; Catostomidae.